ACCCUAAAACCGACAACCUUGGAUUGUCAUCUCGUUUUAUUGUCGUCAGUCUCUCUCGCACUCGUGCCGUGCCCGUCAAAUCUUACCACAAACAACUUUCGAGCACCUUUAUCGCAAAACCAUGGCAAAUAACAAUAGACUCAGAACCGUGUACGCUUUUGCCCGAGAAAUGUACCCCAAGACCGUAAAGACUGAUAUCCAAUAUGGCACGGCCGGGUUUAGAACGAGGGCCACGGACCUAGCCUAUGUGAUGUACCGUAUGGGUUUGUUGGCAGUUCUAAGAGCCCGUUACAAGAAGGCUGUUGUAGGAGUGAUGAUCACUGCCUCGCAUAAUCCCGAACCGGAUAACGGCGUUAAAUUGGUAGAUCCGCAUGGUGAAAUGCUUGAACAGAGCUGGGAAAAAUUGGCUACCCGAAUUGCCAAUGUGGCGGACAGCAAGUUGCAAGACGCGCUUAACGACAUUAUUAAGGAGUACAACAUCGAAAACAUGAACGAUAGGGCGGAAAUAGUAGUCGGGAAAGAUACUAGGCCCAGCAGUCCGAGUCUCUCAAAGGCGGUGACGGACGGUAUACUGGCUAUGGGCGGCAAGCCCAUAGACUAUGGUAUAGUGACGACCCCCCAGCUUCAUUAUUUCGUGAUGUGCAAAAAUACUAACCGGGCCUACGGCCAGCCCACCGAAGAGGGUUACUACCGAAAGUUGAUCAACGCGUUUAAAAAGGUGCGGGGAGACAGUUUCACCAACGGCAAUUACACCAAUCGGGUUAUGUAUGACGGUGCCAACGGGGUGGGCGCCAAGAAAGUCAAAUACUUGAAGGAAGCUUUGGGUGGCAGUUUAAUAGUAGACAUGUACAAUGACGAGAUCAUCGGAUCCGGGAAACUCAACUAUUUGUGCGGCGCCGAUUUCGUAAAAAGCCACCAAUCCUUCCCGACGGGUGUACCGAAAGAAGCGAACGCCCGGUGUUGUUCGGUGGACGGCGACGCGGACAGAUUGGUUUACUAUUAUUUGGACGACAACGGUAAAUUCCAUCUGCUCGACGGCGACAGGAUCGCCACCCUUAUAGCCGCCUACCUUAAGGAGAUCCUACUCAAAACAGGCAUCGACUUGAAUUUGGGGCUGGUGCAGACCGCCUACGCCAACGGGGCAUCAACCGAAUACAUUACUAAGGAAUUGAAAGUCCCAGUGGCGUGCGUGUCGACCGGGGUGAAGCACCUGCACCACAAAGCGCAAGAGUUCGACAUCGGGGUUUAUUUCGAAGCGAACGGGCACGGCACGGUCGUAUUUCGACCGGAAGCGAAGACUAGACUGAGGGAGGCGUUCCAGGCAAACAACCUGUCGCCCGAUCAAAAGGAAGCGACCGAAAGACUUUUGAACGUGAUCGACAUAAUCAACGAAACGGUCGGAGACGCUAUAUCGGACAUGUUGCUAGUGGAGACGAUUCUGCAUUCGAAAGGGUGGGACGUUAGAGAGUGGGAGGCGGCCUAUACGGACUAUCCCAAUAGACUGAUGAAGGUGGUCGUUACGGACCGUAACGUAAUCACGACCGCCGACGCGGAACGGACCUGCGUCACCCCCGAGGGCCUCCAAAACGAAAUAGACGGCCUGGUGGCGAAGUACCGGAGCGCGAGAGCGUUCGUGAGGCCAUCCGGUACUGAAAACAUAGUCCGGGUGUACGCGGAGGCGGCGACCCGAGAAGAGACGGACAAGCUGGCGGCCGAGGUCGCGCGGAAAGUGUACGAUAUGGCGGGGGGCUGCGGAGCCCCGCCCGAGGUGCCCCAAUAGCGGUCCGAGACCAGACAGCCGCGACGGUACAAUGAUUAUUACUAUAUAUAGAAUAUUUUUCCAAAA
This is a messenger RNA of Cylas formicarius (sweet potato weevil), 1846 nucleotides long. It is a transcript of the gene nst, whose product is annotated as phosphoacetylglucosamine mutase. Gene Ontology annotation, biological process: carbohydrate metabolic process; UDP-N-acetylglucosamine biosynthetic process. The record is from RefSeq and is a predicted model, not a curated record. The transcript is spliced from 8 exons. Lineage: Eukaryota; Metazoa; Arthropoda; Insecta; Coleoptera; Brentidae. The coding region runs from base 122 to 1780 and encodes 552 amino acids. Gene Ontology annotation, molecular function: phosphoacetylglucosamine mutase activity; magnesium ion binding.